Molecule: messenger RNA, 3620 nt
Organism: Dunckerocampus dactyliophorus (ringed pipefish)
Lineage: Eukaryota; Metazoa; Chordata; Actinopteri; Syngnathiformes; Syngnathidae
Product: ATP-dependent translocase ABCB1-like
Exons: 25
Coding region: 15-3620 (1201 amino acids)
Biological process (GO): transmembrane transport
Cellular component (GO): membrane
Molecular function (GO): ABC-type transporter activity; ATP binding; ATP hydrolysis activity
Source: RefSeq, a predicted model, not a curated record
UCGUGUUUGGGGAAAUGACGGAUGGCUUUACACAACGCUCGCUUCAUCAAUUCAACGCUAGUGACCACAAUUCCACCUUGAUAGUUCUUAACGACACCUUUCAGGAGGAGAUGACCACCUUUGCUGUCUAUUACUCCAUCAUGGGGGCCUUCGUGCUGGUGGCUGCCUACAUGCAGGUGGCCUUCUUUACGCUGUCGGCUGGACGGCAAGUCCUACGCAUUCGCAAGUGUUUCUUCCACAGCGUCAUGCGACAGGACAUUGGCUGGUUUGAUGUGAAUGACACAGGAGAGCUCAACACUCGUCUCACGGAUGACGUGUAUAAGAUCCAAGAGGGUAUUGGAGAAAAAAUGGGGAUGCUGAGCAAGUCCUUUUCCACUGUCAUCUUAUCCCUCAUCAUCGGUUUCAGCAAAGGAUGGAAGCUCACUCUGGUCAUCCUGGCCAUCAGCCCCUUGCUGGGACUAUCAGCUGCUCUUUUCAGUAAAGUACUGACAUCAUUCACUUCAAAAGAACAGGCUGCCUAUGCCAAAGCGGGGGCUGUGGUAGAGGACGUGCUUUCUUCCAUCAGGACUGUGUUUGCCUUCAGUGGUCAGCAGAGGGAGAUUGACAGGUAUCAUAAGAACUUGGAGGAGGCUAAGAAAAUGGGAAUAAAGAAGGCAAUAAGUUCAAACAUUGCUAUGGGCUUCACCUUCAUGAUGAUAUACCUGUCUUAUGCUCUGACCUUCUGGUAUGGGAGUACGCUCGUUGUGAGUAAAGAGUACACUGUUGGAACUAUACUUGCAGUUGUAUUCGCUUUGCUUCUUGGAGUGUUUGCAUUGGGGCAGAUAUCACCUCAGAUCGAGUCCUUUGCCAGUGCUCGAGGAGCUGCAUAUACAGUGUACAGCAUCAUUGACAAUAAACCGAGCAUUGACAGCUAUUCGGAGCACGGCUUCAAGCCUGAUUUCAUUAGUGGAAACAUAGAGUUCAAGAACAUCCACUUUAACUACCCCUCAAGGCCAGAAGUCAAGGUAUUAAAUGACAUGUCCCUGAGUGUGAAGAGUGGACAGACCAUUGCUUUAGUAGGAAGCAGUGGCUGUGGAAAAAGCACCACCAUCCAGCUGUUGCAGAGGUUCUACGAUCCUCAGGAAGGAUCUAUAUUUAUUGAUGAGCAUGACAUCCGUUCUCUCAAUGUCCGCUACCUGCGAGAGAUGAUUGGAGUGGUGAGUCAAGAGCCCGUCCUUUUUGCCACCACCAUCGCAGAGAACAUCCAAAACGGCCGUUCUGAUGUGACGCAGCAGGAGAUAGAGCAAGCUGCCAAGGAGGCCAACGCCUACGAUUUCAUCAUGAACCUUCCUGAUAAGUUUGAAACGCUGGUCGGGGAUCGAGGGACUCAAAUGAGUGGAGGACAAAAGCAGAGAAUUGCAAUUGCUCGAGCGCUAGUCCGUAACCCCAAAAUCCUUUUGCUGGAUGAAGCAACAUCUGCUCUUGAUGCUGAGAGUGAGACUAUUGUACAGGCAGCACUGGACAAGGCCAGACUGGGUCGCACCACCAUAAUUGUGGCCCAUCGCCUCUCAACUAUCAUAAACGCUGAUAUUAUCGCUGGUCUACAAAAUGGAGAGGUUGUGGAGUUGGGGACUCAUAGCCAGCUUAUGGAAAAACAGGGUGUCUACCACAAUCUAGUCACAAUGCAGACCUUUGAGAAAGAGGAGCAGCAUUAUGAGGUGCAAGAUGAUAAAAACCCACAAUCCAAAACUUUGUCAGAGUCUUCCCCGUAUAGGAGGAAGCCUACAAGAGGUUCUUCCUUUGCUGGUUCAGAGGGAAAGAAAGAAGAGAAAGAAAAGCUGGUGGAUCCCAAAGACAAGACAGAGUAUGAAAACGUUCUGCCUGCGUCGUUCCUGAAAGUGAUGCGUUUUAGCCUUCAUGAGUGGCCGUACAUUUUAGUGGGUCUCAUCUCUGCCAGCAUCAAUGGAGCAAUCCAGCCUCUCCACUCUCUCAUCGUUGCCAAGUUCAUUGCUGUGUUUGCUGAGCCUGAUCAGGAGAUUAUCAGAAAAAAAACAGAAUUUCUUUCCCUCAUGUUUGCGGUGCUUGGAUUUGUAUCUUUUUUUGCCAAGUUUCUACAGGGUUUCUGUUUUGGUAAAUCUGGAGAGAUCUUGACCAUGAAACUGAGACUUGCAUCCUUCAAGGCCUUGAUGAGGCAGGAGCUUGGCUGGUUUGAUGACCCAAGAAACAGUGUUGGUGUGCUAACAACAAGACUGACCUCAGACACUGCUCAAGUACAAGGGGUUACAGGGCUAUGUUUGGCUACAAUGGUCCAGAAUAUUGCCAACAUGGGCACUGGUCUGAUUCUUGCCUUUGUGUAUGGCUGGGAGCUGACUCUGCUCAUACUGGUGACGGUGCCCGUCAUGAUAGUGGCUGGAGCUUUUAAGAUAAAGUUUAUAACUGGGCAAGCUGUAGAGGAAAAAAAAGAGCUGGAGAAAUCUGGAAAGAUUUUUACAGAAGCCACUGAGAACAUUCGUACUGUUGCAUCUCUCACCAUGGAACCCAAGUUUGAAUCUUUGUACCACAAUAACCUCCAAAUUCCAUAUAAAAACUUCCAGAAAAAAGCCCAUGUGCAGGGUUUGAUCUUUGCUUUUACCAUAGCCGUGGUCUACUUUACUAACGCAGGUUGUUACCGGUUUGGAGCUUGGCUCAUUGUCCACAGAAACAUGAGCAUUGAGGGAGUUGUUUUUGUGGUUACAGCAAUGGUGCUCGGUGCUCUGACUGUGGGAGAGACCAGUUUCUUUGCUCCAAACUAUGUCAAGGCCAAGCUGUCUGCAGCUCACAUUUUGAUGCUUCUGAACAAAAAGCCUGCUAUUGAUAAUCUCUCACAAGAAGGACAGUCAUUGGACCAAUUUGAUGGUAAUGUGCAAUUUGAGGGUGUAAAGUUUAACUACCCCUCACGCCCUAAUGUACCCAUCAUCCGAGGGCUGAAUCUGAAGGUGAGAAAGGGAGAGACACUGGCCCUAGUAGGAAGCAGUGGCUGUGGAAAAAGCACAAUCAUCCAACUUCUGGAGAGGUUCUACGACACCACGCAUGGGACAGUGAUGUUUGAUUCCAAGAGCGUUAAAGAGCUGAACAUCCACUCGAUGAGAUCCCAUAUAGGCAUUGUGUCCCAGGAGCCUGUGCUGUUUGACCGCAGCUUGGCUGAAAACAUCGCCUACGGAGACAACAGUCGCACUGUAACCAUGGAGGAGAUUAAGGCGGCUGCAAAGGCAGCCAACAUUCACAGCUUCAUUGAAAACCUGCCACAGAAGUAUGACACCCAGGCAGGGGAUAAGGGCACCCAGCUCUCGGGUGGUCAGAAACAACGAAUAGCCAUAGCCCGAGCCAUCCUCCGUAACCCCAAACUGUUACUUCUGGAUGAGGCCACAUCUGCACUCGACACUGCGAGCGAGAAGGUAGUACAAGAGGCGCUGGACAAAGUCAGAAAGGGCAGGACGUGUAUUGUCAUUGCUCACCGUCUGUCCACCGUACAAAACGCAGACCGCAUUGCUGUCAUUCAGGGAGGGGAGGUGGUAGAACAAGGGACACAUCACCAGCUGUUAGCCAAAAAUGGUGUCUAUCACAUGCUGGUCACUACCCAGAUGGGUCAUGGAAGGGAAUGA